AUGUCAACAGAUUUAGUACCAGAAAAUGCCUUUACUCGAAUUGUGAUAUUGUAUGUUAUGGUAGCAGGUGCUAUAUUCCUUCCCUCGAAUCUAUCAGAACUUCUUGACCUUAUUAGGCAAAAAUCCAAAUAUUCUCAUUCAUAUAAACCUGAAUCUAAUAUAAAACACAUUGUUGUCACUGGAGGUUUUGAUGAAACCAGCUUGUAUGAAUUUCUACGUGAAUUUUUUUGUCAAGAUCAUGGUUUGGCCACAAUGAGUACUGAAGUUGUUGUGUUAAAUCAUGAAGAGCCAGAAGAGAAUAUUGCAUUAUUGCUAGAAGAUCCUGCAUUUACAACCAGAGUACAAUAUGUUAAAGGGUCAGCAACUUUACGUCGAAGUCUUGAAAAAGUUAGGAUUGAUAUUGCCAGUGCAGUAUUCCUAUUAUCUAAAAAAUUUUCUAAAAAUGAUGAUGAAGACGAUGCAGCACAAAUCUUAAGAGCAUUGGCUAUUAAAAAAUAUAAUAAUAAAAUACCAUUAUAUGCUCAAAUCCAUUCACCUGUAAAUGUACCACAUUUUGAUUUCUUGGCCAAAGAUAUAAUUUGCAUAGAUGAAAUAGCCAUGGGAUUAAUGGCUCAAAGUUUAAUAAUUCCCGGUUUCUCUUCACUCAUUGUAUUGUUGACAACUUCUAUCACUAAAAAAAUAGCAAAUAAAUUAACUCGUAGUGCAAAAAAGAAACAAGAAAUUUAUGCUGUGACAUUUUCAAAGGAUUUUAUUGGUAAAACUUUUCUAGAAUGUUCAAAACUAGUUUAUAAUCGACUAGGGGCAGUUUUAUUUUCAAUUGGAAUUUAUAGAAUAGCACAAAGUUCCAAGGAAUCAUUUAAACAAUUACCACCAAGUGCCUCACCAUUUCAAAUAUUUUUAAAUCCGCAAGAUUAUGUCAUAGACGGAAAUGAAAUUGGUUUUGUAGUUUGUGGUAAUGCUGAGAUAACUGUUAAAAUGGCACAAUUUGUUGAACAUGUUCAAAUCCCCUACUAUUACAGAGGCUUGUCUUAUAUUACUCAGUCUGCACGUGAUUUAUUUACAAAGAAAAACGGUAAAAGUAGUAACAUCAAUGAUACACCAACUGAAAAUAAUUUGGAACACACAAAAUUACAAAUUCCGGCUGCUACUUCAAAUGUAAUUGAUUCAGAAAUAGUAAGAAAUAAUAUAAAUAAUGCAGCUGCUUAUUGUUUUAAUGAAAAAUCAGAAAUUCCACAUGUUACGGAUCAUGUUUUAAUUUGUAAUCACAGCGAAGAUUUUCCUGUUAACCUUGACAUCUUUAUGAUGGUUCUUCGUGGAAAAAAUUCUAACAUCAAAGACGCACCAAUAGUUAUCUUAUCUCCUAAUGAACCUGACGAUUAUCAAAAAAGGUCUUUGUCAAAAUUUAGUCCUGUCUAUUUUAUUAACGGAUCUCCUUUAAAAAGAAAAGAUUUGUAUAAAGCAAGAGUUCAUUAUGCAAAAAAAUGCGUUAUAUUAAGUGAUUCCCUUAGAUAUGAAGAAUCUUCUAACGGAACUGCAGAUGCUGCCUCGAUAAUGAUUGCUUUGAAUAUUGAAUCCAUGGCAGCACACGAAGAAUGUUUCGUGAUUGUAGAGUGUAUUUAUCGUGAAACAUUUAAGAUGAUUGGUGAAAGUGAUUCUGUAAAAAAUAAACAAGAUGAUAAUGUACAAGCACUUUUACGACCAUCCUUUAUGAGUGGAAAUGUAUUUACACCUAGUAAUUUAGAUACUUUACUUUGUCAAUGUUUUUAUAAUAAACACAUUCCAGUUAUUGUAAAGCGUCUUAUAUUCAGUCAUGAUCCUGGUAAUAAAAAGUUAACUCCAAAAGUUACUAAUGUUCAAGAUAAUGAAUGGCAAAGUUUAAAAAUUGGAUCUGGUCAAAUGUUUCAAAUUGAUGUCCCUUCUUCAUUUUUUGGCAAGGAAUAUCAUUUAUUUUAUGAUUUCUUGAUUCAAGAACAUAAAGCUGUGCCAUUAGGACUUUACAGGCUUACUCAACAUAAAGGUGGUCAUCUAAGAUACAUUUAUGUCAAUCCUAAAGCUGCUACAAUCCUUAGAGAUGAUGAUAGAACAGUUAAUAAGAUUAGCAACAAACAGGACGAUUUUGAAGAAGAUGAACAAGUAUUAAUAAAUGCUAAUAAACAACUUUGGGAAAAAGCUAACGAAGAAGGUUUGGAAGAACUUGGACAAGAAAUUUUAAGAUCUAGUACUGAGGAUAUAAAUAAUCGUACACUAAAAGUUAAUAUACAAUUACCAUGGCUUGUUAGUAAUGUUGUUGAGUUGCUUGAUAUGGAUCCAAGUGAUGAACCAGAAGAAGAUGGUGCAAAUAUAGAUCUUGAUGCACACCGUAAAGGAAAGUGUGCCGUGAUCAAGACAUCUACACGACAAACUAUUUUCUUGCCUUUAAUUGGUCUUGUUGAUCCCGCAACCAUCAAACCAGGUGACUUAAUUGGUGUAAAUAAAGAUAGUUAUCUAGUAUUAGACACAUUACCAGCGGAAUAUGAUUCUCGUGUUAAAGCUAUGGAAGUUGAUGAGAAACCAGCGGAAGAUUAUAAUGAUAUCGGUGGCCUUGAUAAACAAAUUGAAGAAUUGGUAGAAGCUAUAGUGUUACCGAUGACGCAUGCAGAAAGAUUUAAAAAUUUGGGUAUAAAACCACCAAAAGGUGUUCUUAUGUAUGGUCCUCCUGGUACUGGCAAAACAUUGCUGGCAAGAGCUUGUGCUGCACAAACCAACUCUGCAUAUUUAAAAUUAGCUGGUCCACAACUAGUACAGGCACCUGCUAUUAUUUUUAUUGAUGAAUUGGAUGCUAUAGGGACAAAAAGAUUUGAUAGUGAGAAAAGUGGUGAUCGUGAAGUGCAAAGAACUAUGUUGGAAUUGUUAAAUCAACUUGAUGGUUUUAGCAGUGAUGAAAGAAUUAAGGUAAUCGCUGCUACAAAUCGUAUUGAUAUUUUGGAUCCUGCACUUUUACGAUCUGGUGGUGUUGCUG
This is a messenger RNA of Entrophospora sp. SA101, 2998 nucleotides long. NCBI's taxonomy places the organism in Eukaryota, Fungi, Glomeromycota, Glomeromycetes, Entrophosporales, Entrophosporaceae. The record is from the annotation of a GenBank genome assembly.